Messenger RNA from Tripterygium wilfordii, 1329 nucleotides. Its product is annotated as protein trichome birefringence-like 41. Gene Ontology annotation, molecular function: O-acetyltransferase activity. Gene Ontology annotation, cellular component: Golgi apparatus. Lineage: Eukaryota; Viridiplantae; Streptophyta; Magnoliopsida; Celastrales; Celastraceae. Bases 100 to 1161 code for a protein of 353 amino acids. The transcript is spliced from 5 exons. The record is from RefSeq and is a predicted model, not a curated record.
GAUACUAGGAACUAGAGAGAGAGAGAGGAUUCAAGGAUCCCAAAACCUCUCUGGCUCUCUCUCUUUCUCUUUUUACAAACUCAUUCUUUGUAAAGAGAGAUGGGUUUUUUGUUUCAUUACAAUUUGUUCACAUUUCUUGCUCUUUUUUCCAUCAUUAUUGGCAAGGCAAAUGGUGGUGGAAGAGAUUGUGAUUUGUUCACUGGGAGUUGGAUCAUGGACCCCUCCUACCCUCUCUACCAUGCCUCGACGUGUCCUUUCAUUGAGAGGGAGUUCAGUUGCCAGAAGAAUGGCCGGCCGGAACUCGAUUACACCAUGUACAGAUGGAAGCCCCUCGGCUGCAAUUUAACCAGGUUCGUACGGUUCAAUGGGGAAGCAUUUUUGGAGAAACAUAGAGGGAAGAGCAUUAUGUUUGUGGGAGAUUCAUUAAGCAGAAAUCAAUGGCAGUCAUUGACAUGCAUGCUUCAUUCUUCAGUACCUAAUUCCAAAUACAAUCUCACAAGGGCAGGGGAUGUCUCCACCUUCACAUUCACUGAUCAUGGAGUUAAAGUGAUGCUUGAUCGAAAUGUGUACCUUGUAGACGUUGUGAGAGAAAAAAUUGGUAGGGUUUUGAAACUUGACUCAAUUGAGGGCAGCAAGCUAUGGAAAGGAGUUGACAUGCUCAUCUUCAACACUUGGCAUUGGUGGAACCGUAGAGGAUCUUCACAACCAUGGGAUUAUAUAAAGAUGGGAAAUGAGAUCAAAAAGGACAUGGACCGUUUGCUUGCUUUUGAGGCCGCCCUUACAACAUGGGCCGGAUGGGUGGAUUCAAAUAUAGAUCCAAAGAAAACUAGGGUUUUCUUUCAAGGCAUUUCUCCAUCUCAUUACAACGGGUCGGAAUGGAAUAAACCAAGUGCAAAGAGUUGUGUGAGAGAGGCAAAACCAGUCGUGGGCUCGACAUAUCCCGGAGGCAUCCCACAAUCAUUGUUUGUGCUAAAAAAGGCGCUGCGAAAAAUUUCAAAGACGGUGACAUUGCUCGAUAUUACCAAUCUUUCACUGCUGCGGAAAGAUGGACAUCCUUCAAUCUAUGGUUUGGGAGGAAGAACAGCAAUGGAUUGUAGUCAUUGGUGUCUUGAAGGUGUUCCAGAUACUUGGAACGAGAUUCUUUACAAUCUCAUUCUUUGAGCAUUCAUCAUUCUUAUUAGAAGACAUAGGGUUCUAAUAAUUUUGAAGAACUCUUCACAAAAGAAUAAUAUAUGAUAUUGAUUGUGGUGGCUAGCUAGUUAAUUAGUUAUGUAAUGCCAUGUUUAUUUGCAUGUCUAAUUAAUUACUAGCAGAAUUUAUUCCUUUGAA